AGAGAUCAAAAUUCAUCAAGUCAGAGAGAUAUCAGUACUUUUACUCCGUGGACCAAACUUGCAUGCUGUCCAAUUCCAAGGCGUAUUUUGAAAUAAUGUAACUUUUCUGGAAUGAUGCUGAGUUAACCUGGCAUGAACACAAUACUUGAGUGAUUCUUUUUUGUCUGGACUCUAUGAAGCUGGUGAUACAGAGAUUGACAAAAAAACUACGCGCAGCUUGUCAUCAAAAACCCGGGAGUGACUGCAGGAUGACGAACCGUGAUAGUUGUAGCCUUUCUGAUCUGGAAGAUGAGGAGUGCUGGAACUCGCUGGAGAAGUACCGCGUCCUUCUGAUCAGGACGAUCGAGCCGUCGCGCAUCAUCCCGUACCUGCGGCAGUGCAAGGUCCUCAGCACCGACGAUGAGGAGCAGAUCUUCAACGACCCCAGCCUGGUCAUCCGCAAGCGGAGAGUCGGUGUGUUGUUGGACAUUCUGCAAAGGACUGGAUCUAAAGGAUAUGUGGCCUUCCUGGAGAGCAUAGAGCUGGAUUAUCCAGAACUCUACAGGAAGAUAACUGGCAAAGAACCCGCCAGAGCCUUCUCCAUGUUAAUUGACACAGUGGGGGAGUCGGGGCUGACCCAGUUCCUGAUGAGCGAGGUGACCAAGCUGCAGAAAGCCGUGCAGGAGGAGAAGAGGAGGAGCCAGGAGCUGAGCUGUAGCCUGGCUGCCCACGAGGACACCAUCAAGCAGCUGCAGGUGAAGGACAGCGAGCUGCGCAAGCAGCAGGAAAGGGUGCGCAAGAUGAAGGAGGAGCGCAACGCGUUUAGCAAUGAGGCCAAGAAGCUCAAGGACGAGAACUACGGCCUGCUCCGAGAGCUCGCCAAGCAGAGCGAGGAGAAGAACACGGUGCUCAUGAAGAACCGGGACCUGCAGCUCGAGAUUGAGAAGCUGAAGCACAAUCUGAUGAAUGCAGAAAGUGACUUCAAGGUGGAAAGGAAGCACACCAUGAAGUUAAAACAUGCCAUGGAGCAGAGGCCCAGCCAGGAUGUGAUCUGGCAGAUCCAGAAAGAAAAUGACCUGCUCAAAGCCACAGUCCAGGAGCUGGGAAAUUCAGUCCAGGUGGGGACGAAUGGGAAGGUGGGGAAGGACAAGCUGUACAUCCAGAUUCUGGAGGAUGACAGGCAGCAGUCGCUGGCAGAGCACCAGGAGCUGGUCAACCAGAUGUACAACCUGCGCAGAGACCUGCGACACGCAGAGGAACACAGAGACAAGUACAUGGAGGAGAAAGAUGUUUUGGAACUCCAGUGCAUGAAUCUGAAGAAGGACUCCAAGAUGUACAAAGAUCGGAUUGAGGUGAUACUGCAGCAGAUGGAGGAAGUGACUAUAGAAAGGGACCAGGCCAUCAAGACGAGGGAGGAGAUCCACCUGCAGUACUCCAAGAGCCUGAUUGAUAAGGACCAAUACCGGAGGCAGGUCCGGGAGCUGGGGGAGCGCUGUGACGAGCUGCAGGUCCAGCUGUUCAGGAUCGAGGGGGAGGUGCUGGUCAUGGAGACCAAACUGCGCCGGGUCAACCAGAACCCCCCCACGCCGACUUCAGAUUUUGAUGACAUUUCACCAAGAAGCUCACAGGAUCAGAUAAACCCAGCGAGUCCAGAUGAAGAUCAACAACAUGGAGAUCGGCCCCAGGGUGUCGUGUUUCUGGAGUGGGAGGUAUCCAGAGAGUCCGGCGACAACAGGGUUUCAGCGGAGAAAAGUCCAGCGAAUGGGGCCCCAGCAGAAAAGGAAAGGCGGUGCAUGAAAAAUACUUUUGUGACUAGGAGAAAGCUAGCUCUAAGAGUAAAGAUGGGCACCAAACAGGAAGCAGCAGACCAAGACAACACAACAGGAAGUGACAACACAGAUACUGAUGGAACAUGACGUCAUGAGAAAUUGCAUUCAAAGACACUGGUACCUGCAUUGUAUCUGAGAGCCUUGGUGUGUGCAUCAGUUGCUCCCGUGCUCGCUACAAUACAGUGAUGUUGCUGGCCUGGGGAAAGUUGUCAGAUGUCGGGCUCAUUUUGGUUUUCCUGAUGUACAUCUUGUAGCACCCAAGGGUCCCUGGCCUCUAGUUUGGGAACCAUUUCUGUAUCCAACACCUUUAAGUGCCAUUGCAUAAACUGCAUAACAUGGUCAGUGUUUCUCUCAAAGGGUUCCAUCGUGAAGAUUAAAAACACCAGAUCAAUGUCUUUUCCCCCACAUUAGACUUUUUUUUUUUUAUAAUUAAGCUUUUUUGUUUUAUGGUUUAUUAUUUUAUUUCACUAAAGUCUGUUAUCCUAUUUGUCUAUUUUGCUGGUAAUGUGAUGCCAGUCUCCUGCUGAAAAGUACUGUACAUCUUUAGGUAUUUAAGUUUUCCUAAUUAAUAACACACAAUAAAAACACUGUGUGCAUUUAAUAUAUAAUAUAAUGCUUCAGAUUUGCUUUGUCCUGUUCUGUAGAUGCCCAUUAGUUGUGUACUGUGUGGUCCAGUGGUUAAAGAAAAGGGCUUGUAACCUGGAGGUCCCCGGUUCAAAUCCCACCUCAGCCACUGACUCAUUGUGUGACCCUGAGCAAGUCACUUAACCUCCUUGUGCUCCGUCUUUCGGGUGAGAUGUAAUUGUAAGUGACUCUGCAGCUGAUGCAUAGCUCACACACCCUAGUCUCUGUAAGUCGCCUUGGAUAAAGGCGUCUGCAAAAUAAACUAAUAAUAAUAAUACUUUCUGUUUUUAAUUUGAUCUUUUUGAAAAAUGUUAGUUGGUAAUAGUGCCACAACAUAUUAUCCUGCCACAGCACUAUAGAUUCACUCAGUUUGUUGCAAGUAGGAUCACACAUGUCCCUGUUUUCCCUGGAUGGCCCAGGAUUUGAGGAAGGUGUCCAGGAAUUCAAUAUGCCUUUCCAGGACACUAAAUGCCAGCACCAUAAAUUGAGCACAAGUUAGAUGCAUUAGAAUACAAUAUUAUUGUAAUAGACGCUCAAUAUUAAUUGGCUGUCAAUACUACAGUAGUAAUAUUAUCAAUGUUUUCUAUUGGGAGAACGUAAGAUAUCUAAAGAGAGCUUAAACCUUUAAAGUUAACAACCAUCAGUUACAGACGAUGUCCUAAUAUGGAGCGCAGGAAGUGAAUCUGCAGCGUGGUGAUGGAAUGGGGAGUAAAAGUGAAAAUAAAAAGUUUGGAAAACUAAAGGAGCCAAAGAAAAACUAUUGACUUGCCAGAAUGUUGUUACAGCGGUGCUUUUUAUUAUUGUUAAUUAUAGAUAUAAUUAUAGAUAUAAUUAUAGAAACGGUUUAUUUAUUUAGUGUCGUUGAAUUUUAAUAAACAACGGACAGCCUGCCUUUUAAACACCAAUAGACAUUUCAAGCGUUGUGUUUUAAAAUGAACAGCCGCUUUAUCAUGUUAAAUAACGCAGAAUAAUGAGAAACUGCAUUUACAGUCGAAUUACCAGUCUGUAACCUCAACUCCACUAAAGCAGGCGGCGCACACGCUCAAAGAUAGAAGGCCCGAGUAGUACUGUACUAGGAAGUGAUGAAACUCAUUGAGUAAUCGGUUUGUUGAAACACGAAGGUUUUAAAUGCAGUUAAAACGGAGCUAGGAAAGCCGUAUCUAAGCUGCAAUGAGGCCAAUUGUUUGUUGUUUUGCACGCCGAACAUCCGCGACAUUCCUCAGGGUCGGGUCUUUAAAUCGUUGGGAAAAUGUAAACACGCUGCACGUGUCAAACUGUCAGGCUUCACGUCACAAUAAUAACAAUACCAUUACCAGUUUUUAUCAAGAAACUCACAGAGAUACAGAUGCAAGAAAUGGGACACGUCCAGCACAGACUGGGAACAGAACAAGGGAAACCCGAGUUCUAUCGUCCAUUCUAAACAUAUCUCAACUUCUGCAGCUGUCAGAAGCAGUGAGGCUGUUGGGAAGAAGAUACACUCGACACACUAUCAUGUACACGUGCAAGGUGUGCUCGACCAGAUCCACUAAGAAGAUUUCCAAAAUAGCCUAUAAGAAUGGUGUCGUAAUCGUGACGUGUCCCGGCUGUAAAAAACACCACAUCAUCGCAGGCAACCUUGGGUGGUUUUCCGACCUCGAAGGGAAA
This is a messenger RNA of Acipenser ruthenus (sterlet), 4076 nucleotides long. RefSeq names its product caspase recruitment domain-containing protein 9-like. The coding region runs from base 174 to 1895 and encodes 573 amino acids. Gene Ontology annotation, biological process: positive regulation of canonical NF-kappaB signal transduction; regulation of apoptotic process. The record is from RefSeq and is a predicted model, not a curated record. The transcript is spliced from 15 exons. NCBI's taxonomy places the organism in Eukaryota, Metazoa, Chordata, Actinopteri, Acipenseriformes, Acipenseridae.